AGAUUGGGCGUGGCCGUUGAUUUCUCAGCAUGCAGCAUCAAAGCACUGAAAUUGACGGUGGAUAACGUCGUCAGAGAAGGGGAUAACCUCGUUCUUAUCAUCGUUCGCCAUGCCCACGGUUACGAGCACAUGCAGCUCUGGGAAACCACUGGCUCACCUUUGAUACCUCUGGCUGAGUUCUCUGACCCAGUGCUCAUGAAGAGAUAUGAACUGAAACCAGCACCCGAAGUAAUUGACAUCGUGUCAACUGCUGCCACGCAAAAAAAAAUAAAAAAAUAUUGUAGUGCUAAUGAAGAUCUAUUGGGGAGAUGCUCGGUCAUAAUGGAAAGCGUGAGCAACUAUGUGGUGAAUAAUGCCUCCUGUCCUAUCACUGUGGUGAAGAAUCCAUGCCACCACCAUCAUUAG
Molecule: messenger RNA, 405 nt
Organism: Glycine soja
Lineage: Eukaryota; Viridiplantae; Streptophyta; Magnoliopsida; Fabales; Fabaceae
Exons: 4
Source: RefSeq, a predicted model, not a curated record